Molecule: messenger RNA, 1494 nt
Organism: Recurvomyces mirabilis
Lineage: Eukaryota; Fungi; Ascomycota; Dothideomycetes; Mycosphaerellales; Teratosphaeriaceae
Exons: 2
Coding region: 1-1494 (497 amino acids)
Biological process (GO): transmembrane transport
Cellular component (GO): membrane
Molecular function (GO): transmembrane transporter activity
Source: RefSeq, a predicted model, not a curated record
AUGGGCCGCAUACUGGACCAGCUCGAGUUCCUAGGUAUCGCUGGCGUGGGCCUCUUCGGCGACGGCUAUCUGAACAUCACCAUUGGCCUCGUGGUCCCGAUCAUCGGCUACCUCUACUAUGAAGACCACAAGUACAGCGUACCGACCAUCCAACAAGAUACGAUCAAAGGCGCUCUUGCGUUGGGCAUGAUCGUUGGACAGAUUAGCUUUGGACUCUUCGGCGAUGCGCUGGGUCGCCACAAGAUCUAUGGAAAGGAGCUCAUCAUCACCAUCCUCGGCAACUUCCUGCUCAUCAUGAUGCCCUGGAAGCACUUUGGCCAUGGCGAUGUUGUGGCGUGGAUGUUUGUCUUUCGUUUCGUGACUGGUCUUGGUAUUGGAGGAGACUACCCUAUGACUUCGUCCAUUGCCGCUGAAAACGACCGCUUCGGCUCCCGAGCGAAGCUCGUGUUGACAGUCUUCAGCUUCAUUGGUCUCGGUGGUUUCACAGGCGCACUGGUAUUUUUGAUCCUGCUGGCGGCCUUCAAGAGUGCUAUCAAUGCCGACCCUAACCAUCUACAGUGGGUCUGGCGCCUGCAAUUCGGCCUUGGGUUGAUACCACUACUGGCGACUCUGUAUGCACGUCUGACUAUGAAGGAGAGCAAGCCUUACGAGCAAUACGUCGCGAAAGAAACUGGCUUGGCGAGCAAGAACAAGCGCGGUCUGGGAGAGCAGCUUCAAGACUUCAGGGACUACUUCAGCCACUGGAAGAAUGCCAGAACGCUGUUUGCAGUCUGUGCUGCAUGGUUCCUCUUCGACAUAGCCUUCUACGGCAUCAACCUCAACCAAUCCAUAGUCCUCACCCGCAUCGGCUUCGGCAAAGGCAAAACUCCCUUCGAAACCCUCUGGAACAUAGCAGUCGGCAACCUCAUUGUCGACAUCGCCGGCUACCUCCCCGGCUUCUACCUCGCCAUCUUCCUACCCGACCGCAUCGGCCGUGUACGUCAACAAUGGAUCCUCAGCGCCGUUGUCGCGGUGCUCUAUGCCAUCUGGGCAGGAGUCACCGACCACACAUCUACAGGAGGCCUGAUAACAAUCUUCACCCUAAGCCAGCUGUUCUUGAACAUGGGUCCCAACGCAACGACCUUUCUCCUCCCCGUCGAAGUCUUCCCCACCCGCGUCCGCGCCACAGCCCAUGGAAUCGCAGCCGCGAGUGGCAAAGCUGGCGCGGUGUUGACAGCAUUUGCAUUCGGCACAAUCACCGACCGGAUCGGACUUAAAGGUGUUUUGGGCCUUUUUGCAGGUAUCAUGGCACUCUGUGCCGCUGUAUCCCUCCUAAUACCCGAGACAAAGGGGAAGAGUAUCGCCGAGAUCGAGGCGGAAGCUGUAUACAGCAAUGACCGGACUCCAGUCAUCGAGUCCGACAACUUUAGCAGCGAGAUCGGUAGUGAUGAGAUUGGUAUACAUGAAGCGAAAGGUGCGGCGACGAACUUGCGGAGCCAGAGGGAAUUCGCUUAA